This is a messenger RNA of Eucalyptus grandis, 1779 nucleotides long. RefSeq names its product shewanella-like protein phosphatase 2. The coding region runs from base 107 to 1321 and encodes 404 amino acids. Gene Ontology annotation, molecular function: hydrolase activity. NCBI's taxonomy places the organism in Eukaryota, Viridiplantae, Streptophyta, Magnoliopsida, Myrtales, Myrtaceae. The transcript has a single exon. The record is from RefSeq and is a predicted model, not a curated record.
CAGAGAGAGGGGGAAAUUAGAGCAGAGCCACCAACCAGCGUCGGCUCCUUCUCCUUCUCCUUUAAAAGGUACCAACUUUACCACAAAGCCGAAGACGAAAGAGACGAUGGCGAAUGACCCGAAGGAAUCGCCAUCGCAUUCGCGUGCGCAGUCCGCACGCAUCUGCGAUCGGGUCCCGCAACUCCUCUCCUCCUUCGUCGACACCUUCGUUGACUUCUCCGUCAGCGGCGGCCUCUUCUUGCCGCCGCAGGACCCUAGCCACCAGCCGCCGCCGCCGCUGCAGACGCUCCACUCCGCUCCCGACCGCGUCGUCGCCAUCGGCGACCUCCACGGCGACCUCCCCAAGUCCAAGCAGGCCCUCGCCCUCGCCGGCCUCAUCGACGCCGAGGGUAGAUGGACCGGCGGCUCCUCCACCGUCGUCCAGGUCGGCGACGUCCUCGACCGCGGCGGCGACGAGCUCAAGAUCCUGUACUUCCUCGAGAAAUUGAAGCGGGAAGCGGCCAGGUCUGGAGGUAAGGUUAUCACUAUGAAUGGCAAUCAUGAGAUUAUGAAUGUGGACUGCGACUUUAGGUAUGUGACCGAGCAGGGAUUAGAGGAAUUUAGGGCUUGGGCUGAUUGGUUUAGGACUGGGAUUGCUAUGAAGGGGCUGUGUAAGGCGUUGGAGAAGGAGAAGGAUCCUCUCGAUGGGAUUCCAGUAGCCUUUCCUGGCAUCAAGCAGGAAUUUCUCGAUGGUUUUAGAGCUAGAAUCGCUGCACUGCAGCCGAACGGGCCGAUUUCAAGUCGUUUCUUGUCACAAAAUUUGACCGUGGUGGUUGUUGGUGAAUCUGUUUUCGUUCAUGGAGGGAUCUUGGCGGAGCAUGCGAGUUACGGAUUGCAGAGGGUCAACGACGAGGUGAGGGAUUGGAUUAAUGGCCUAAAGGGGAGAUUAUCGCCACAUUACAUGAGAGGGCGGAAUUCUUUAGUUUGGUUGAGGAAAUUCUCGGAUGAGAAUGCAAAGAAUUGUGAUUGUUCUGCCCUUGAGCAUGCUUUAGCCACGAUUCCCGGUGCGAAGAGGAUGAUCAUGGGGCAUACUAUCCAGGAGUCUGGGAUCAAUGGGGCUUGUAACGACAGGGCGAUUAGGAUUGAUGUUGGCCUGUCGAAAGGAUGUGGUAAUGGUUUGCCUGAAGUUUUGGAGAUAACUGGGAAUUCGGAGUUGAGGAUCUUGACAUCCAACCCUCUUUACCAGAAUAAGCACAGGUCUCACUUAGGUGAUGAUAGGAAGAGUGGGCUGGGAUUGUUGCUCCAAGAAGGGGGACCGAGGCAAGUGGAUGUGAAGUCCUAAAUGUCCCAAAGGCCAGUCUCUCUGAAUUGACUAGUUUUAUUGGAUUUGUUUCAGAGGUGAUCUCUUGACGAUGUUGGGUCAUAUGGUACAGUAUUCAAUUUUAGACGGUCAUUCACCUUGUAUACCAUUAAGAAUAAUUGAACUUAUUGGUGAGAGCUUUCCACAUGAUGUUCAGAUUGUAGCUGGAAAGAGUAGACUAAUUACUUUUAGAUGCAGACUUUGAAAUCUGUAAACCAUUGAUUAUGAAUAGGGUACAAUCAAGUAUACAGGCAUUCUCAGGACGUCAAAAUUUUACUUUGUGCUGUGAAGUUGAUUUUUCCCUUUCCCCUUAUCUUCUCUUUAUUUCAUGUCAAAUGUUGCUGCGGAACUGCAGAAAGUUGCAGCCCAGAUUCAAACAUGCGUGCUUGUAUUUCAUGGAAGUUGAUUGGCAUAUGUCAGUUGUCUUGAGUUGAUCAGUA